GAACCUUUCGUAAAAACCUUGAUGGACCCAAAGAGAACAAGACCGAUUCUGACAGACUUGAUGAUCCACUACUCUGGGGAAGUAUUCCUUUCAAGUGUUUUCUCAGCCUUCAUAGAGUCCGUUGGACGCUUGGUGCUCAGGAAAUAUGUUUUACUACUCCUGCACUUUCAAGAUUCUUUUCUCUGGGCCAAGUUAUACCGACCGUUCGUGGCGCCGGAAUUUAUCAGCCUGCCAUGAACUUUGCUCUAGAUAGGUUAAAUGAAGGAAAGUGG
Molecule: messenger RNA, 272 nt
Organism: Racocetra persica
Lineage: Eukaryota; Fungi; Glomeromycota; Glomeromycetes; Diversisporales; Gigasporaceae
Source: the annotation of a GenBank genome assembly